This is a messenger RNA of Tetrapisispora phaffii CBS 4417, 1098 nucleotides long. RefSeq names its product UDP-galactose transporter HUT1 (gene HUT1). Gene Ontology annotation, cellular component: endoplasmic reticulum membrane; Golgi membrane. Lineage: Eukaryota; Fungi; Ascomycota; Saccharomycetes; Saccharomycetales; Saccharomycetaceae. Gene Ontology annotation, molecular function: UDP-galactose transmembrane transporter activity; UDP-glucose transmembrane transporter activity. Gene Ontology annotation, biological process: UDP-galactose transmembrane transport. The transcript has a single exon. Bases 1 to 1098 code for a protein of 365 amino acids. The record is from RefSeq and is a predicted model, not a curated record.
AUGGCUAAGCAAUCGGAAGCUGAUAUAGUGGAGCAAAAUGAUACUGCAAAUGGUGAUUUCAGUGUGGGGAAAUUGUUGUUUUGUGCAGUGGGUAUUUAUUGCAGUUUUUUGACCUGGGCAUUGGUUCAGGAACCAUUGAACACAAUACAUUGGCCUCAAUCUAAUGAACAAUUCAAAUCUCCAAAUAUCAUCGCUAUCUCCCAAGCUUUCGUGGCAAUGGUUAUUGGGUUUGUGUAUUUAUCGUAUAAAUCCAAUGUCACGUUAGUUCAGUUAUACCAUUUGAUUUGGAAUAAUAAAAAAUAUUUCGUAAUUAUUUCAGUAACACAGGCAUUGUCGGCUCCUAUCGCUUCAUACAGUUUACAACAUGUUGAUUAUCUAACAUUUAUGUUGGCUAAAUCAUGCAAGAUCAUCCCAAUUUUAAUGGUACAUAUGUUACUUUACAGGACCACAAUUGCAAAUGAAAAGAAAAUCGUUGCAGUCUUAGUUACUUUAGGUGUAAUGGUUUUCACAUUAGGCUCUAAAAAAACUGGCCCAACAAUGAAGGUGCCUGAUGAACUAGAGGAAAAUAUGAUUUUAACCCAUUUCUACGGUUACUCCAUGUUGCUACUAAGUUUAUUUCUAGACGGUUUGACAAAUGCCACACAAGAUAAGAUGCUAAAAUUGAAUAAAAACUCCAAAAAACAUGAGCUGAUCUCUGGUGCUCAUUUAAUGUUUGCAUUGAAUCUAUUUAUAGUUAUCUGGAAUACCCUGUAUUUGAUUUUGGUUGAUAGAAAUCAAUUCAAAAAUGCGCUAACCUUAAUUGAACACGAUCCUAUCAUUAUAAAAUAUCUAACAACUUAUUCAUGUUGUGGGGCUAUAGGACAAAUCUUCAUCUUUUACACAUUAGAAUAUUUUGGCUCAAUUAUUCUAGUUAUGAUUACAGUGACAAGAAAAAUGAUGUCGAUGUUAUUAAGCAUUGCGGUUUACAAAAAGUCGGUCAAUUUAAUACAAUGGGCUGGUAUUUCUAUUGUCUUUGGUGGUAUUAUAUGGGAAGCAUUGCAUAAGACUAAGAAGGUUAUAGGAAAUAAGACAGAUAAUGAUGAUAAGAAGAUACUGUAA